This is a messenger RNA of Drechmeria coniospora, 1920 nucleotides long. Its product is annotated as serine/threonine-protein kinase gad8. Gene Ontology annotation, biological process: protein phosphorylation. The transcript is spliced from 4 exons. Lineage: Eukaryota; Fungi; Ascomycota; Sordariomycetes; Hypocreales; Ophiocordycipitaceae. The record is from RefSeq and is a predicted model, not a curated record. Bases 1 to 1920 code for a protein of 639 amino acids. Gene Ontology annotation, molecular function: ATP binding; protein serine/threonine kinase activity.
AUGUCGUGGAAGCUCACCAAGAAGCUCAAGGAGACCCAUCUAGGGCCGCUGAGUGCCUUCUCCCGAUCCCCCUCCACCUCGACCAUCACAGAGAAGGACGACAAGGCACAACAAAUCACGUCCGGCGCGACGACGCCGACGACAGAGAGCGCCAUCGCUGCCUCGGAAGCAAUGGCCCAAGCUCCUGUUGUCAAACCGCCCAAACCCGGCAUCCUCGUCGUCACCCUGCACGAGGGCCACGGCUUCUCUCUCCCCGAGCAGCACCGAAACGCAUUCGUAUCGCAGCAUCAGGGCUCUCUCUCGUCGAGCAACGCCGCCAGCGUUUCCGGCUCAGUACAACCCAGCUCAUCCCAGCGAGCGGCCGGUUCCUACGUGAACGGCUCCAACCGACCACACUCUUCCGCCGGCGGCUUCGGACCCAUUCCGACGAAUCACGGCCGCAUCUCCGGCAAGUACAUGCCUUACGCCCUGUUGGAUUUCGACAAGGUCCAGGUCUUCGUCAACUCGGUGGACGGCAACCCGGAGAAUCCGCUGUGGGCCGGCGGCAACACGCAGUACAAGUUUGACGUGUCCCGGGUGACGGAGCUCGUCAUUCACCUGUACAUGCGGAAUCCGGCGGCCCCUCCCGGCUCGGGACGGAGUCAGGACAUCUUCCUGGGCGUGGCCCGCAUCAACCCGCGGUUCGAGGAGCGGCAGCCUUUCGUCGAGGAUCCAAAGGCCAGCAAGAAGGACCGAGAGAAGGCGGCGGCCGAGCACGCGCAGCGGCAAAAGACGGACGGCCAGCAAGGCGUCGAGUGGGUGGAUGUGCAGUACGGAAGUGGCAAGAUCAAGAUCGGCGUCGAGUACGUCGAGACGCGAGCGGGCAAACUCAAGAUUGAGGACUUUGAGCUGCUCAAGGUCGUCGGCAAGGGCAGCUUCGGCAAGGUGAUGCAGGUGCGCAAAAAGGACACGAACCGAAUCUACGCGCUCAAGACGAUCCGGAAGGCGCACAUCAUCUCCCGAUCCGAGGUGGCCCACACGUUGGCGGAGCGAUCGGUGCUGGCGCAGAUCAACAAUCCCUUCAUUGUGCCGCUCAAGUUCAGCUUCCAGUCGCCCGAGAAGCUGUACUUUGUACUCGCCUUCGUCAACGGCGGCGAGCUCUUCCAUCACCUGCAGAAGGAACACCGCUUCGACGUCAACCGGUCGAGAUUCUACACGGCGGAGCUGCUGUGCGCGCUCGAGUGCCUGCACGGCUUCAGCGUCAUCUACCGCGACCUCAAGCCGGAGAACAUCCUGCUCGACUACCAGGGCCACAUCGCGCUCUGUGAUUUCGGCCUGUGCAAGCUCGACAUGAAGGACGAGGACCGGACGAAUACGUUUUGCGGCACGCCAGAGUACCUGGCGCCCGAGCUGCUCAUGGGCAAGGGCUACAAGAAGACGGUCGACUGGUGGACCCUGGGCGUGCUGCUGUACGAGAUGCUGACGGGGCUGCCGCCCUUUUACGACGAGAACACCAACGAGAUGUACCGCAAGAUUCUGUCGGAGCCGCUGCACUUUUCGGACGUCGUGCCGCCGGCCGCCAAGGACCUGCUGGGGAAGCUGCUGAACCGCAACCCCGACGAGCGGCUCGGCGCCAACGGAUCGGCCGAGAUCAAGGCGCAUCCCUUCUUCCACGCCAUCGACUGGCGCAAACUGCUGCAGCGCAAGUACGAGCCGACGUUUAAGCCCAGCGUGGUCGACGCCAUGGACACGGGCAACUUUGAUCCCGAGUUCACAUCGGAGGCGCCCCAGGACUCGUACGUGGACGGCCCUAUGCUGUCGGAGACGAUGCAGAAUCAAUUUCAGGGAUUCAGCUACAACCGGCCGAUUGCAGGACUGGGAGACGCGGGCGGCAGCGUGAAGGACCCGUCGUUUGUGGGCAGCAUGCAGGACAAGCGGUAA